AUUUCGAUAUAAUAACCCUUUGUAAACUCAACAGUCAAGGAGAAAGUUGGUUCCGAUGCAGCAUAAUACUGGGUAAUAAUAACCCUCGGAGCGCGGGCAUGUAAGGCUCCAGCUUGGAAUCGUCCAACGCAUCCUCAUAUAGGCGCCAAUGCUACCUACCUAGGAAUGAUGGCCCCCAAAUUUGGAGAAGCCAUAGGAAACCUCGUCCUUUCAACUUCACGAUAUUUUACAAGACCCGUUCACGCAACAACAUGACAUGGAUCCAGUGAGCGCGAUCGGUGUAUCAGCUGCCGCUUUACAGUUCGCCGAAAUCACUAUUAAAAUUACGAAGCGCAUUGCCGUCUUCGCAGUCUUGCGUGAUGUACCAGAAGAUGUCGAAGGACCAAAAGCCUUUAUCGAACGCCUGCGCAGUCAGCUUGGCCUUCUCAACACCACCAUUAGACGAAUCGAAGAAGGGCUCCCGAAUUCUAACGAAAGCUUACAAGACAACGAACUGUUAGAGCUCAGGAAUUAUAUAUCGAAUCUCAAUCGCCACGGCAAGAGGCUCGAUGGAUUACUCAACAAGUAUCUUCCGGACGAUGGUGCUUCGGUCCCAGCUAGGCUACUGGCAGCUUUAAAGAGUAUCGCUUCUGAUACUGAGAUUAAGUCGGCGAUAGAUAGCGUCAACGAGCUACUCCCACUUUUGAACACAUUCCUUCUCACUUCAAUCUUCGCCAAAGGAAGCCUUGCUUUUAACCAAUCCAGAAACAUUGGGGCCGGUAUGAGUUAUGGUCUUGCACACCCAGAUUCUAGUGCGAUCUACCAGGUCACCCGCAAUGAGGUUCGGCAUUUUAUUGAUAGACCUGAAUUAUUCACCGAGAUCGAUCGCAUUUUAGGUACCGGGCAGAUACAGUUGCCUAAAAUGGCUAUAUUACAAGGUAUGGGUGGCCAGGGAAAAACGCAAUUGGCCAUCAGGUACUGUGGAAAGGCUCGGCUUGAAAAGAAGUUCCAAUACAUCUUGUGGGUAGAUGCUUCUACCCGGGCCUCGACCGUGCAUGGCUUGGAGGAGAUCUCGGAAAGCCUCAACGACGGCAACCAGACCUUGUUGGACUCCGACGCCCGAGUGGCGUUUGUGAGGCGUAGGUUGAACGCUGCACAUUUAUCAUGGCUCCUAGUAUUCGACAAUUAUGACAAUCCUGCCGCUUUCGAUCUUCGAGAGUAUAUGCCUAAGGGUCCUCUUGGAAAUGUACUAAUCACUAGCCGAAGUGCAGAUCUUGAGAGGAUUGGUCCAGUAAUGCGCAUUUCCGGUAUGAAUGAAGAGGAGGCAAUCAAACUGCUGUUUGCAUUGCUUGAUACCCCCAAGAAUGAUAAGAAUCGAAUAGCUGCCUCUGAAAUUGUUAAGCGAUUGGGUUAUUUACCCCUCGCUAUCGACCAAGCCGGUGCGUAUAUGAAAGCUGAAGGCGUCCCUUUAACAAGCUUCCUCGAUCACUACGAGCAAUCUGCAAGGGACGUCCUUGAGUCGGUCCCGAAUUUGUGGGAGUACUAUGAAUCCUCUGCCAGUGAAGCUGUAGAGGGUAUGUCCAACAAUACGGCUAAAACAGUGUUUACGACGUGGAAUUUGUCGUUUACGUUGCUGAAGCCUGAUACACUAGCAGGUACCCUGAAGGUCACCAUCCUUUCUCUACUAGCAUUUUUUGACGAGCAUGCGAUAUCGGAAGAAUUCUUUGAAGUUUAUUACUCUACGAUGAACCCGGGCCAGCAACCAGAAUGGAUAUCUCUCUUUGUUGAUGAGGAAGGGAAUUGGUCAAGUAAAAAGUUCGACGGUGUGAUGAGGGCAUUCCUACGGUUAUCGCUGAUCACUUCACUAAACACGGAAAGAGCGGAUACUAAGUAUGCAUCCAUAUCGCUCCAUCCUCUUGUUCGAGAUUGGAUCAAUCUGCGCCAGGAAAAGAGCGUCCACAAGGCCAAUUUCACAACAUUCACGAGGAUUCUAGCGGCUAACCUUUCGGCAACUUUUUGGGAAGAUUCGGUCUUUCUUUGGGGAUUUCGAGUAUCUGCGGACCAACGGCGCCGGCUAGCUGAACAUCUGAUUCCCUGGAUGGACGUAUUUAAACGGCAUAAGUCAGAUCUACGGCCUACUAUUAUCUGCAAGGAAAAUGAACGAGACUUAACGACUAUCACUGCAGAACAGCUAAUAGCUAAAUUCUUUUUCGAUGUUGACCAAGAAAAGAAUAGCUAUGAGCUGUCGCAGUGGCUUUGGGAGUCCUGCGAUGUAUCGGAUAGAGCCAUGCUGCGAGUUAAGUUCGACGCAGGCAACCAACAAUUUAUAUCCCUUCACACAACAGAUGAGGCGAGGAAUAAGAGCCGAGAGAACUUGCAGUAUUGGAAAUCUGUGCUUGGAAAUGAUAGCUCGGGAGCUAACAUGCUUCACGAGAGUCAUUUAGUCUUCGUCACAUCUUUAGUUCAAAGUGUGUACGUAGAAGAUAAACAAGAGUGUAUUGACACUUGUAAGGCCGAAUUGGAGAAACUACCAAACGACGAGGAAAACAUGUUACUGAGGCAUCGUAUACUAACCGAACUCAUAUACGCAGCACAUUAUCGUUACGAAUACGACAUAUGCAAAAAGACGUGUGAGAUCUUGUUAAAUGAGACGGAGAGAUGCGGCGGUGAUGGCUAUCGGAAGAAGAUCUGGUCGCAUAGAGUUUGGGACGCUGUCGUGAUGGUUGUGACUGAUAUCUCCAGCGACCCAGAACUUGCCGAUCAUCUUAGCCUGCUUGCACUUGAAUGGGCAACUGAAAAAUACGGUAUAAAUCAAACUUCUAUUGUUAGAUUUCACCUUUCGAGAGCGCGGUUCCUCCAAAAAAUGGGGAGGCUUGUUGAAGCUGAAACUAUGACCCGCGACUGUAUCGUGAAUGGCGGGGUCAAUCGCAACCACUACAUCCAAAUCCACCUGAUACUAGGUAGUAUCCUUAAGAACCAGGGGAGAUUCGAGGAAGCAUACGAAGCCUACAGUUCGGCUCUUUUACAAUCUCGGGGGACAAACAUAAAAACCGAAACACUGAACUUGCUAGAUUCCUGCGGAGAGGCUGCUAGUUGGUUCAACAUUGGACUUUCCGAUUCCCAUUACACCCUGAUGCUGUCGCUUUCUAAGAAGGUCCAGAACUGGUCCAGCGUAUUCUACGCUACGAUCAGAUUAUAUUGGGUCAAAUUAUAUAUUGGGACUGAGGUUUCCAUACAAGAUGCCCUUGCACUGCUUGUCGAUACACUGACAGCGUAUGGGAUUAAAUUCGUCUAUAAAAAGGAUUACAAAGAACCGACGCCCCUGAGAGAGAUCCACACUACCAUACACUUAGACGAACUGGAAUUAUUGCAACAUUCAAUUGAAAAUGAGAUGGUUCACAAUUCUCUCAUGGAGAGCUUUGGUGGCUCAUGUUGUUAUGGCCUUAAUCUUUUAACUUACUUAGCAACGCGACUGCUAGAGGCUUCGAGUAUCGACGCAGCCGAGCAUGCUUUUCAACUCGCUUUCCAACUUGCUAAAAUGGAAUUUGAUAAGAGGAUGGAUAUGGACGGUCAACCAGCAAGAGUAUUCGCCAGCGACAUCUGUAAUUACACAAGAUUGCGUUUUGCAGUCGACAAAGACGAGCAAAGAGUACGAGACAUCCUGGACUGGACGAGUAUCCUCGUUCAUAAACAUGCUGAGGGUGGCAUGGAAGGAUACCACGAAGAGUGGUGGGAGUGCCAAAAGGAGCCUCUAUUGGACCUCAUUGAGACUCGUAUACAACGUGCUAGAAGGAGGCAAUCUAAGGCGAUGCGGAAGAUUUCUAAUCGAUUCUCGAACAUGAUGGGUUCGAAACGUUUCGAUUUGUUUUUACGCCCAUCUAUACAGCAUGGAUUAACUCGCACAAGCGAUAUUGCUACUUUACCAGAGAGGCCGGCCGCAUCACAGGCCCAUAGCAACUCCGUGGCAGGCACAUCUAGGUCAUGAUGGGUGUUAUAUGAGAUAGGGAAUAUUGCAUGACUUCUGGAUGAUAUAGAAGAAUCAUAAUGACCCCGUCGCUUCGCGGAAACGUCUCAGCGAAGACGACAAGCCCAUCGAUUUUUAUUCUAAGGGUGUCAUAGAAACUCUAUGUCUACCUGGAGCAGAAUGGGGUUAGAAAAUGAGACCCAUUUGCAAAAUGUACCACAUCGGACCAGGCAAAUGUUGGCUGUGUAACAGAGGAUGGUUUUCCUUGUAGUGCAU
Annulohypoxylon maeteangense is the source of this 4219-nucleotide messenger RNA. RefSeq lists its product as uncharacterized. Gene Ontology annotation, molecular function: ADP binding; protein binding. The record is from RefSeq and is a predicted model, not a curated record. NCBI's taxonomy places the organism in Eukaryota, Fungi, Ascomycota, Sordariomycetes, Xylariales, Hypoxylaceae. Bases 257 to 3964 code for a protein of 1235 amino acids. The transcript has a single exon.